Letharia lupina is the source of this 741-nucleotide messenger RNA. RefSeq lists its product as uncharacterized. Bases 1 to 741 code for a protein of 246 amino acids. The transcript has 2 exons. The record is from RefSeq and is a predicted model, not a curated record. NCBI's taxonomy places the organism in Eukaryota, Fungi, Ascomycota, Lecanoromycetes, Lecanorales, Parmeliaceae.
AUGGCAAAAAUCCUACACCUAGCAACCGAGCUUAUAGUCGCCAUAACCUCCAACAUUCCCAGAUCAUCCGAUGAACCACACGUCGUACUGGUCAAUCGCAAAAUGCACCAUAUGAUCGCCCAGGAACUGUAUAAACACAUCGUGCUGGGUCAGAGUGGAGACCCCUCAAACAGAGGCGGCUCUAAAUGGAUACAUGAAGAUCCAUGCUGGGAUACAGUCCGCCUCCUUCGCUUUUCCGCAAGAGACCUGCUGGACGCGAACCGGGGCAAACACACACUCUUUUCUGUCACCUUCCGAGACAGGACGAAGACCGCAGGGUGUGUGAGCGUAACACUCGAGAGCCUCGUCAUCGACACCGAUCAAAGCGGAGACCGUCGUGACGGCAGCGGUGUUCAAACCUUACGUCCCUUUAUCGCUUUGAAGCGCCUCAGUGUUCAGAGCCAUAUCUUGUUUGGCGACCGUGGUGACCCUCUGUUCAUGACCCAAGAUGAUGGCAACGACGUUGGACUGGACAUGAUACUAUUGACCAAAUUCCUGCCCAUGGGAUUGCAGCAACUUCAGACGACCUGUUGGACAGAUCGACAGGAAGACUGGGAGCCACAGUGGGGGUCCUUGAUUGCUCUCCCGCUCGAGAAGCUAAUGCAAGCUGGUCUUUGCGCUUUGCCGGAGCGGCAUCACAUCACAGUGGAUCAUCCAGCCAGGGACCAAGGGUUUCGUGGCAUGGCGUAUAAUACAAUAUAG